AUGACGCCGGCUGUAUACCAACUUCCUUCACAGGCCAUGGCGCCCGUCAGAGACCACACUGCCUUGGGCAACCCAUAUUCUGCCUACCACGCAGCAGCAGCAGCAGCACAAAGCCACCGGUGGCGUGGGGACGUGUCUACAGGGACGGGGCGAUGCUACACAAGAUGCACCCGGCUACCCUUCCGGGACGGGGGCCCCUCGGCCGCUCCCUCGGCCGAUUCGGCGUCUUUCGCCCCUCUGAGCCGCCUGGACACUCCAGAUACCCGGCCUGAUGCCAGUAUGCUCGCCCAGGCCAGUUACGCCAACAGGCUUCCGCAGCACGGUUUGGGGCACCUCGUCCACAAAUGA
Molecule: messenger RNA, 348 nt
Organism: Gaeumannomyces tritici R3-111a-1
Lineage: Eukaryota; Fungi; Ascomycota; Sordariomycetes; Magnaporthales; Magnaporthaceae
Exons: 1
Coding region: 1-348 (115 amino acids)
Source: RefSeq, a predicted model, not a curated record